AUGUUCCUACACUGUGUACAAGAAAGCAAAAAUAGGAUACCGCAACACACGUGCUCUCUCAUGCACUCUCUCACGCUCCCUCACGCGCUCCCUCGCGCACUCUCAGGCACACUCUUACGCACUCCCUCUCUCGCUCUCUCUCGCGCACUCUCACCACAUUCUCUCUCUCUCUCUCUCUCUCUCUCUCUCUCUCUCUCUCUCUCUCUCUCUCUCCCUCUCGCACUCUCACCACAUUCUCUCUCUCGCAAACUAUCACACGCAUUCUCUCUCUCACGCUCUCACGCACACUCACAUGCACUCCCUCACGCGCUCUCUCAUGCUCACUCUCACGCGCACUUUCACGCACUCUCUCCUGUGCUCUCUCACGCGCUCUCUCACGCGCUCUUAUGCGCCCUCUUGCACUCUCUCACGCACUCUCUCGCGCGCUCUCUCAAGGCACACUCUCAGGCACACUCUCACGCACUCUCUCUCUCUCGCACUCUCUCUCGUGCAUUCUCACCACGUUCUCUCUCUCACGCGCACUCUCACGCGCUCUCUCACGCGCUCUCUCACGCGCUCUAUCAAGGCGCACUCUUAGGGGCACUCUCAGGCGCUCUCUUUCGCGCUCUUUUUCCCGCACGCUCAUGUGCAUUCUCUCUCUUACGUCCUUCUCUCGUGCACUCUCACGCACAUUCUCUCUCUCAAGCGCUCUCUCACAUGCGUUCUCUCUCUUACGCACACUCUCACGCACUCCCUCUCGCGCUCUCUCUCGCGCACUCUCACCACAUUCUCUCUCUCGCGGACUAUCACACGCAUUCUCUCUCUCGCGCUCUCACACGCACUCACAUGCGCUCCCUCACGCGCUCUCUCAUGCUCACUCUCACGCGCACUUUCACGCACACUCUCAUGUGCUCUCUCACGCGCUCUCAUGCGCCCUCUCGUGCUCUCUCACGCACUCUCUCAAGCGCUCUCUCAAGGCGCACUCUCAGGCACACUCUCACGCUCUCUCUCUCUCUCUCUCUCUCUCUCUCUCUCUCUCUCUCUCUCUCUCUCUCUCUCUCUCUCUCUCUCUCUCUCGUUCUCUCUCUCGCAUUCUCACCGCGUUCUCUCUCUCUCACGCGCUCUCUCACGCGCUCUCUCACGCGCUCUCUCACGCGCUCUCUCACGCGCUCUCACGCGCUCUCUCACGCGCUCUCUCACGCGCUCUCUCACGCACUCUCUCAUGUGCUCUCUCACGCGCUCUCACGCACGCGCUCUCUUGCGCUCGCUCACGCGUUCUCUAACGCGCUCUCUCACGCGCUCUCUCACGCGCACCCUCACGCGCUCUGUCAUGCGCUCCCUCACGCGCUCUCUCACGCGCUCUCUCACGCGCUCUCUUACGCGCUCUCUCACACGCUCUCAUAUGCGCACACGCUCUCCCUUGCGCUCCAUCUCUUUCUUCUUCAAAUGAAAAGGGAAGGAGAGGCGACGGCGAGGAGUAGGGAGAGGCGACCGCGGGGAGGAGCGAGAGGCGACGGCGGGGAGGAGGGAGAGGCGACCGGGGGGAGGAGGGAAAGGCGACGGCGGGGAGGAAGAGAGGCGACGGCCGGGAAGGAGGAGAUGCGACGGCGGGGAGGAGGAGAGGCGACGGCGGGGAGGAGGAGAGGCGACGGCGGGGAGGAGGGAGGCGACGGCGGGGAGGAGGGAGAGGCGACGGCGGAGGGAGAUGCGCCGGUGGGGAGGAGGAUAGGCGACGGCGGGGAGAAGGGAGGCGACGGCGAGGAGGAGGGAGGCGACGGCCGGGAGGUAAGGGAGAGGAGAUGGCGGGGUGGAUGGGACGGAGUGAUUGUGAGGUGGGUUGGAGAGGUGUUAGCGGGUAGUGAGGGAGAGGAUACGGCUGGAUGGAGCGAGAGCGACGGCUAG
Closterium sp. NIES-65 is the source of this 1881-nucleotide messenger RNA. The record is from the annotation of a GenBank genome assembly. NCBI's taxonomy places the organism in Eukaryota, Viridiplantae, Streptophyta, Zygnematophyceae, Desmidiales, Closteriaceae.